AUGCUACCAAGUACCUACAAUGUGCCAUCUGCUAUUUCAAACUGCUACCCCCAGGAGGUCACUCCGAUUGAGAAUCGGGAGUCGAUGCCAGAGUUGACCAGUGAUAAACCCCCAACAUCUCUUUUUACACCGAAGAUCCACCCCAAUGCUCAGGCAAUCUCCGCGAGAGUCGAUGCAUAUUUCCUGCAACGGUGGCACUUCCGUAGUGACGCUGAGCGUGCCAAGUUCCGCGCCGCGGGCUUUUCAUGUUUAACAUGCUUAUACUUUCCGAUGGCGUUGAACGACCGGAUUGAGUUUGCAUGUCGACUGUUAACACUUCUCUUUCUGAUUGAUGACAUUCUAGAAGAGACCUCGCUCGAAGAGGGCUCUGCAUAUAACGCACGACUAAUCGCCAUAUCUAAAGGCGAGCGUCUCCCUGACCGGACAGUCCCUGUUCAAGCUAUCACAUAUGAUUUAUGGCACGAGAUACGAGAAUGCGACAAAAUCCUAGCAGAAGAUCUGCUCCACUCAGUUAUUAUCUUUAUGCGCGCCCAGACGGACAAGACGCGUCUCGGUAUCAGUGAGCUAGGGAAGUAUCUGAACUAUAGGGAACGAGAUGUCGGACAAGGUCUACUCUCCGCGCUUCUUCGCUUCACAAUGAAACUUUAUCUGACUGAUGAUGAGCUGCAUCGCGCGGGCCCCGUCGAGCGAAACUCUGCCAAGCACAUUGCCAUUGUCAAUGACAUCUACAGCUGGCAUAAGGAACAGCUCGCAUCACAAACCCUGCACCAGGAAGGCGCCGCUCUCUGCUCGGCAGUGCAGGUCGUAGCCAACGAGACGGCGCUCGGAUUUCCUGCGGCGCAGCGGGUCCUGUGGACAAUGUGUCGGGAAUGGGAGUCAGUGCAUCAGCAGCUCGUACAAGACGUUAUUUCGGAGGGAAGCGACAGCCUGCAGAUAUAUGUGCGCGGGAUCGAAUAUCAAAUGAGUGGGAAUGAGCGCUGGAGCGAAUCCACGCCACGGUAUCAUCUUUCGUAG
Messenger RNA from Aspergillus affinis, 1014 nucleotides. RefSeq names its product terpenoid synthase. Bases 1 to 1014 code for a protein of 337 amino acids. The transcript is spliced from 3 exons. NCBI's taxonomy places the organism in Eukaryota, Fungi, Ascomycota, Eurotiomycetes, Eurotiales, Aspergillaceae. The record is from RefSeq and is a predicted model, not a curated record.